Messenger RNA from Clonostachys byssicola, 2838 nucleotides. Lineage: Eukaryota; Fungi; Ascomycota; Sordariomycetes; Hypocreales; Bionectriaceae. The record is from the annotation of a GenBank genome assembly.
AUGCUUGGUUGGAUGCUCAAGCGCGGCGAAAACGCCCCCAAUGGAUUGGACGAAGGAGAUACCACGCAAAUCGAUCAGCCCGAUACCCCUGCGCCAGUGUUUGCGGCGAGAGCUUUCAGAAAUGCCCUCUUUGGAACGCCCGCGAAUAACCGCGAAGAGCUACGAGCGAGGCCAGCCAAGUCCGUCACGAUAUCAGACAAAGGAUCGCGAACACCCAAUUCCAAACCCCAGGGGAUUCUUCUGACCCCCGGGACUGGAACGUCCCGACCCAAGCGUGUAUCGUUUGGUCGCGAUGUUGGAGGGGGGAGUAAGCUGCUUGAAGAAUCAAGCCAAAUCGCCAUCAGGGACAUAAAUGUGCCAAAGAGCGCCAAAUCAGCGACUUCUUCCGAGACCACCAAAGGAGAACAGGCGGCAGGAGCCGGCGGGGAUGUGCCUGCCUCUGACGACGACUGGGAGGAGGACGAUGACGACGUUGAACCCGAGAACUACUGCAAUCACGACAUCACGGUUGACCUGAACGAACCGCAUUCUCAAUCUGGACAGUACUGGAAGCAUGAAUUUGAAAAAUAUCAACAGGACGCGAAGGCAGAGAUGGAGAAGAUGCUCAAGUAUAAGCAACUGGCAAAAUCCUACGCUCGACAGAAGGACGCCGAGGCUAUUACCCUCGCGGAAAAACUGAAAAAUGAGCAGCAGAAAGUGAUUGACAUGGAAAAGAAAAUUACCCAGAAUGCUUCACAAAUUAUCUCACGAUUCGAGAACAAGUCGGAGAAUGCUUCGCCCGAGGUGCUGGCAAACCUCGCAAAGCAGACUGCUCUUGCCAAGGAAUACAAGGAACAGGUUCAAGACUUGGAGAAUCAGCUGGAGGAAUUUCUCGAGGAAAGACAGGAUACCGCGGAACCUACUAUUCGACGAAGGAGAGUAGGAACGUCGCCGCGUACCCAAAGGACCCUUCUGGAGACACAACGAGAAUUGCGCAAGGCUAGGAAUCAAGCUAAAGAGCUCAAUGAUCUUCGUGAUAAGGUCUCGUUGUUGAAAGAAAGACUGAAGGCCGCGGAAGAGCGAGCUGACCAGGCAGAGAGCGGGGCGCACCGCGAAGAUGGUUUGCCAAGAGCCAAAGAAUUAAGGGCACAACUCCGCCAAGAGCGAGAAGAAUCACGAAAAAAAGACGAAGAAAUACAACAGCUGAAGAAGGAAUUCGAGGCUUACAGAGAGGAAAGUCAGGCUCAAGAAAAGGACAGGAAUGAUGUUCUUCAGAGAGCGCACACCAAGAUAUCGGAUCUUAAAAAGGAGAUCAAAACCCUCAAAAGCGGUGGUGUGGAUCCAAUUCCAAGGCAAAAUGCCAGUAAACAGGAUGCUCUAGAGCCUACAACUGGCGCGGAUAUGGCCAACCAACGUUCAAACACGGCAGAAAUGAAGGCACGGCCUGGGCAAUCUGGAGUCGCGACACGAGAAGUGCCAGAUGAAGUUGUUUCAAGAACGCCCGAAGGCUCUCCUGGUAAAGGAUUUACUUCUACCAGGUAUCGAAUUGCUCGAGAAAAGCCAGUGAAUGAUGAAUUCAAGCCGCGCGCAGCCGUCGAGGAUCCCAUACCCAUCGCCAUGUCUGGUGCGCUCAAUAAUCGACCAAAACUGGACAAGCCUAGGUGGCAGCCGUUCGUACCCAGGUCCCCGCGAAACAGAGCCUACCUCGGCGAUGAGUUAGCUGAUCGUAUCGAGAAUGGCGGUGUCACGGUUACGACAAAGCCGAAGGAUAUCAAGGCCCCGGAUCUUCCUGCUCUUGCUGAGCUGAUUUCACGAUCUGACAGGCCGCCAUCUAGAUUAAAGACGGACGCAGGCAUUGAUCUGUUGCACGAUCGCUUUGCUAAGCUUGGUGCACCGGAAGUACACAGUAACAAACUAGAGAAGCGACAGAGUGCAACUCGCGAUAGUUCCAACAGCAAGCUCCCACCAGAGCGACGGGCUGCUGCUCUAGCGCGGAUCGAGAAGCGAAUCGCGAUGAAGAAAAUGCAGAAGCAGAAUGAAUUUGACAAGGAGAAUCUAGAGGCCCAGCUUGAAGAUGCCCGUGCCAGACUGAAGCUAUCACAAUUGAGCACCAAGGAUGGACAUCCAACAGCUACCAUUUUAAAGCCAUCGCCAUCCUCAUCGACUCACUUUCUUCUUCUCUUGUCGGAUUCGGCAUUACCCCUCGGCGCAUUUGCCUUCAGCAGCGGCCUGGAGUCCUACCUGGCUCACAACCCCCGCUCAUCCACCUUCUCAGAUUUCCUGCCCUCGUCCGUCUCGUCCUUCGCCUCCACAACCCUGCCCUUCGUCCUCGCUGCCCAUCGCGAUCCAAACUCCCUCUUCGACUUGGACGACCAGCUCGACGCGGCGGUCAUCUGCACCGUGGGCCGUCGGGCGAGCAUCGCCCAGGGCCGUGCUCUGCUCAGCGUCUGGGAGAGAUCGUUCCGAUCCGCGGUGUCCGAGGUGCAAGAGGUACAGCUACUGAGGGAAUUUUCGACGCUAUUGAGGGAGAGCAAGGGAGAAGUUCCGGCGGUGUCUGCGCACCUGGCGCCGCUCUUCGGUGCCAUCUGCGCCAUCGUUGGGCUGAGCCUCCGCCAGGCGGCCUACGUCUUCAUGUUGAGUCACGUCAAGGCGCUCAUCUCCGCAGCGGUCAGAGCCAGCGUGUUUGGGCCGUUCCAGGCCCAGAAAGUGCUGGCAGGGGAUCGUGUACAGAAUAUGAUUGAGUUGAUGAUUGACAGGGAAUGGAACACGCCUGUUGAGGAAGCUGGGCAGAGCGUGCCCGUGAUGGAUUUAUGGAUCGGUCGACAUGAGCUCCUUUAUUCGAGAAUAUUCAAUAGCUAG